Parnassius mnemosyne (clouded apollo) is the source of this 495-nucleotide messenger RNA. The record is from the annotation of a GenBank genome assembly. Lineage: Eukaryota; Metazoa; Arthropoda; Insecta; Lepidoptera; Papilionidae.
AUGUCGCGCGCUCAAAAUGGAUGUCGGGGCGGUGGUCGUGGAACCAAGGAACCACUCCUCAUUGACGCGGUCAUUGGCAAGGUGGUUAAACGCAACCGUCGGAACCUCUCCGCCGUCUGGAUAGACUACAAAAAGGCUUUCGACUCGGUGCCUCAUACAUGGCUUAAGAGGGUCCUCGAGCUGUACAAGGUUGAAUGUACGGUUCAAGACUUCCUCGGGCAGUGUAUGGGGCAGUGGAGUACGAUCCUUUGUCAUCUAGGCCAGCGGAUGACGGCUGCGGAGAACCACAUAAGGAUAAGAAAGGGUAUCUUCCAGGGCGAUUGUUUGAGUCCAAUCUGGUUCUGCCUCUCUCUGAACCCUCUCAGUACCGUACUGGAGGGCUCCGAGAGGGGAUUUCAGCUUCGGAAAGGAGGUACAAAAGUGACCCACCUUUUCUACAUGGAUGAUCUCAAGUUAUUCUCGUCUCCAGUCGCUCCCAUCUUAUGGAAUUGCUAA